CAGGCGGCGGGCACUUCGCCGGGCCCGGGCGUCGGGGCGGGUGCCGGGGCGCGAGGCGCCGGGCCCCCUCGUGAGCCCCCGCCCCGCGCAGCCCAUUCAUUCCUCCUUUGGCUCCACAAGUGUUUAGGGGGCCCCUCCGAGCGCCGAGGGGGGCCAGGACGGAGACGUGGGGCCCCAGUUCUCCUAGGGUUUGCGGGCAUUCCUGUCGGAAAGGCAGCCAGCAAGCCGGGAAACUGAGGCACACGCGACCAGAAGUUGUGUACUUGCUGGGAACGACCGGGAUUGAAUUUUUUUUUUUUUAUACUCACAUUCCCUGUUGAUGUAUAAGCGCUAGAGAUGAGUUUCUUUCACCUGAGCUAGUACCUUGGACAAACCGGGUGUCCCUCUUGAGAAUGGCUGACUGGAUUUGUUCUGUGUGCCUAUCUCCUGCCUGAUCAAGGCUGUCAGACAUUGAGUAAUCACCUUUUCUUUAUUAAACAGGGACAUGGAGAUCUUUAACCUGACACAUCAUUUUAUAUGAACAUUCCAGGUUUUCUGUGACAAAUGAACCGCAGCUGAUGCUAAGUACCAGUGAUAGGCUGAAACAUGUUCUGCAUCAUAGAAGCCUAAAUUAAACUUUUUCAUCCUGUUCAUAGGAAAAGAGUGCUUUUUAUGCCCAAGGAGGCGCAUUACCCACCAGAACAGUUUAAGCUUAUAUCCCAGGCAUAUGAAGUGCUUUCAGAUCCAAAGAAGAGGGACAUUUAUGACCAGGGCGGCGAACAGGCGAUUAAGGAAGGAGGCUCAGGCAGCCCCAGCUUCUCUUCCCCCAUGGACAUCUUUGACAUGUUCUUUGGUGGCGGAGGACGGAUGGCUAGAGAGAGAAGAGGCAAGAAUGUUGUACAUCAGUUGUCUGUAACUCUUGAAGAUUUAUAUAAUGGAGUCACAAAGAAAUUGGCUCUCCAGAAAAAUGUAAUUUGUGAGAAAUGUGAAGGCGUUGGUGGAAAGAAGGGAUCCGUGGAGAAGUGCCCGGUGUGCAAGGGGCGAGGGAUGCAGAUUCACAUCCAGCAGAUCGGGCCAGGCAUGGUGCAGCAGAUCCAGACCGUGUGCAUCGAGUGCAAGGGCCAGGGCGAGCGCAUCCACCCAAAGGACCGCUGCGAAAGCUGCAGUGGUGCCAAGGUGAUCCGAGAGAAGAAGAUUAUCGAGGUGCACGUGGAGAAAGGUAUGAAAGAUGGGCAAAAGAUACUAUUUCAUGGAGAAGGAGAUCAGGAGCCUGAGCUGGAGCCUGGCGAUGUCAUAAUUGUGCUUGAUCAGAAGGAUCAUAGUGUCUUUCAGAGACGAGGCCAUGACUUGAUCAUGAAAAUGAAAAUUCAGCUUUCUGAAGCCCUUUGUGGCUUCAAGAAGAUGAUAAAAACACUGGAUGAUCGAGUCCUUGUUAUUACAUCCAAAUCAGGUGAGGUGAUAAAGCAUGGGGACCUGAAAUGUGUGCGUAAUGAAGGAAUGCCGAUCUACAAAGCACCCCUGGAGAAAGGGACUCUGAUCAUACAGUUUUUAGUUAUUUUUCCUGAAAAACACUGGCUUUCUCAAGACAAGCUUCCCCAGCUGGAAGCUCUGCUCCCUUCUCGACAGAAAGUCAGGAUUACAGACGACAUGGAUCAGGUGGAGCUGAAGGAGUUUAAUCCCAAUGAGCAGAACUGGCGCCAGCACAGGGAGGCCUACGAGGAGGACGACGACGGGCCCCGGGCCGGAGUGCAGUGCCAGACGGCAUGACGUGGCCCGGUGCGGCGUGGCCCGGCCGGACUAGCACGUGGUGAAUGUAAAGUUGGCACAAUGAACAUGGCGUCGCUUUAAUGGCCUCGUGUUUGGGGUGUCCUGUGUAUGUGUUCAGCAUUCUCAACUGCUGAGUGUCUUUUUGGUUUUUCUUUUGGUUGUAACUUAAGUUAUAGCUUAAUUUAUAUUUAAAUGUUUUAAGUGUAAAUCAUCUCUAGUCUGCAUAUGGAAUCUGUUUAUUUACAUUUUCAGGAUAUUUUUGAGAUGCCAGUUACCGCACUGACACUUUGAGCUUCUAGUGGCUUUGCCAUAAUUCAGUUCUACCAAUAAAGCACAGCCCAGACAGCAGCACUCAGCCCCCAGCAAACCUCCAGGCCUGAAGUGGGCAACCUGGCCCACGUCUAGCUCUGCGGUUUCUUUCCCUCCCCACCUACCUCCCAUGGCAAAGUUACUGAGGGCAUGAUCUCAGGGCUGCUAAUGUGACAUUUCUGAAUCUAGAUUCUAGAUGAUUCUCCUCAAGAAUAAAAGCACAUCUGUGGGUUGGACCUGGCUGCAGGUCCAACUUGGUUCUUACUGUCCUGUGCCCUUGAAUGUUUGGAACGAGGUGUGAGUGUGUCCGACCAGCUCUCGUGGAAGCUUCCUGAACCUUCCAUGCCUUGUGAGGACAAACCAGUGUUUUAAAUGAAACACUGAUUAAACUGUUUGCCUGUGACCCCUGCACCUUGUUUUUUGUUGUUUUAUUUUCCGUUGACAGCCUUUGCCGUGCUCUCCCACCCAAGUGCUUACUUGUAAAGAAAAUGAAACCAUUCAUGUCCCCAGCAGCCUCCGUGCAGCAACGGAAGCCAUGGGAGAUGCUGGUGGUUCGGCCCUGCGGCACAGCUAGCUUCCCUGUCUGCCCAGUGAUCCUGGGCAUCUCAGUGCUUUCCACUUCAUUCUCCCAGAUUCAGCUCGCUCCCAAAGGAUGGUUCCUCUCCUUGCACAGCCAUAUCACAAAGGGCUUCCUGUUCAAGGGAUCAUGUUUUAGUGAGAACUAAAGUUCUACUCUGGACUGCAGUCUGUCUGGACCACCACUGUAAAUGAUAACUUGUUUGGAGGGAUAUCAGCCAUUCAUUUACUCCUGACAGGUAGACUACAAUUUAAACUUAAGGUUACCUCAACCUUUAGCCAUUACUGCUCCUUUCCUUCCCGCAACAGUCAUGAAGAAAAACUGCUGCCUUCUAAGCUGCUGGGUUAAAGCAGAAGCCACUUUUCAGAUCCACCCUUACUUGGUUAUACAGAAUCUGAGAGUUUGACUUAGACCGUGGACCUACCCAGGAGGGCCAAAGGGCAGAUCAGCCCCAUGGCAGGUAGGUCCAGCAGAUGGACCAGGCUCCAGCCCAACAUUGCUGGCUAGUGGGUGGGCAUAAUUUGCUCAAAAUAGGUAUAGAAAGAGCCCACCUGUCCCACUUUGGCCAUUAGUUAGGAAAGAUAAAACCUCUUCUUCCAACGAAGCCUAUAUGAAAAUCAAUUUACAGAUGGACCACAACUCCAGGGUGUUCUGUUUCUGUGCUGUGACUUCCUAAAAAAUUAUUGCUAGAAAACGACUGUCUAGUUGAUGAUAAGGCAAAAUUACAGUCAGCUCCUUGUCAUGUAAAUGGAAUUUGGAGGGUGUUGCUUAACAUUUAUUCCACCUGUACAUUUGUCACUUUAAAAUUAAAACCAAGCUGGUAUGAGAGACAGAUGGUUUUGGUUUUUUUUAAAUUUAAUUUUCUUG
Hippopotamus amphibius kiboko is the source of this 3499-nucleotide messenger RNA. It is a transcript of the gene DNAJA4, whose product is annotated as DnaJ heat shock protein family (Hsp40) member A4. The record is from RefSeq and is a predicted model, not a curated record. Gene Ontology annotation, biological process: protein refolding; response to heat. NCBI's taxonomy places the organism in Eukaryota, Metazoa, Chordata, Mammalia, Artiodactyla, Hippopotamidae. Gene Ontology annotation, cellular component: cytosol; cytoplasm. The transcript has 7 exons. Gene Ontology annotation, molecular function: Hsp70 protein binding; ATP binding. Bases 652 to 1746 code for a protein of 364 amino acids.